Peniophora sp. CBMAI 1063 is the source of this 1014-nucleotide messenger RNA. Lineage: Eukaryota; Fungi; Basidiomycota; Agaricomycetes; Russulales; Peniophoraceae. The record is from the annotation of a GenBank genome assembly.
AUGGGUCGUAAUACGUAUGCCCGCAGAAGGUUGAUACUCGGAGGUCCCGUACGCACGGUGUACGACGACUGCUUGCCCACCGCGGCCGACGGCGUUGACAAACGGGAGAACCUCUGUACUAUCGAGGGAUGGACGAAUAUGAGCCAGGAUGAGCGUUACGAUGCCGUGCCGCGCGCGCUCAACAGGAUCUGGAGGUUGAGGAGCGCGGAGGAGUGCUUCAGGCUUCGCCAGAAGUACAACCGCGUCGGGAGGGCUCAUUUCUACUGGAGGCUGCCUCGCCGGACAAUGACGGCGUCGCGUGCCGCUCCCAGCACAUCGCGCUCUGCUCCUACCGGAGACCAACGCGGCGCGUCCCCUGGACAGCCGGCUUCCAUGGCCGCCGAGGACCGUGGCUCGGAGGAGAGCCUGAACCCGCUGAUGUGCAGGGUUUGGCCGGAUGGUACGUUGCUGGUGGCGGGGUGGAAAGCGGACGAGGAGGUUGAGGAGAUGGACGUCGGAUGGGAUGAAGCGCGAGGGGAGGUGUACUGCUGUGCGGAUUGCAUGGAUUGCAAGGAGAGCGUUAGGGAGGACGGGGUGCUGGUGGACGCUCACGGGGUGCCGAAAAAGUCGACGGAUGAGCUGUGGAGGGAGUGGGCCGUAGUGUGGUAUGCGGAGUGGGUGGAGAGGUAUGGGAAGGAGUUCGAGUGGCCGACGUAUGACCAACGCGAUGACGGCGCUGACGACGACAACGACAACGACUAUGGCAGCAGCAGCAACAACAGCGACGACCGCAGCAACGACGACAACAACGACCACAGCAGCGACGGCAGCUGCAGCGAGGGUGGUAGCUUGGACAGCGGCGACGGCAGCGGGUACAUCAGCGACGGCAGCGAGGGCGGUAGCGAAGGAGGCGCCUGCGGCAAUAAGCAAGCAGAGGACGAAGACGGUAACGACGGCAGGGACGAGAUUGCUGUAGGAGUCAAGCGAGGGGGGGAGAGCGAGGGAAGGGACAGUAAGCGCAGGAGACUUGGCUAG